AUGUCGCCAUCGGAAGUGGGUAUACUUGACCUUGCGCCGCCGUCACUCUGUAUGGAGCUCGCUCUUCAAUCGCAGCGUUCGUGGAUCGCCCCUGAGUUGAUGUUAGUAGGGGCAGUGGGCGAUCAAGAUGGUGUAAUAAUCGUUGAGAGUGGUGGUGUGGCACUUUCGGCCAUCGUCGCGAACAACAUCGAGAAAGGCCCCUUAAGAACGACCCCGCAGAUCCCAUGUCUCCAGCAGCCAGCGUCCGCCAUCGUACCACGCAGAGUGACGACCAGACGUCUUCCACCCCGAUCUACUCGUACGUCAACCAUCAUAAACGAUAGCGAGACGAUUGGCUUGGAUGAACAACUUUCAAAAUGGCAUAUCCGACCUCUCCUCUCGCCCACCUCUACCCCCACUCUGAAGGAAGAGUUCCAAAUGGACGGUCUAUCCCCUGCUCCUUUCGACAUGGCCCUCGUCGGAAUGACCCCUCAGAUCGCAUGUCUGCGGCAGUCCACGUCCGCCAUUGUACCACACAGAGUAAGCACCAGAUGUCUUCCACCCCGAUCUACUCGCACGUCAACUAUCAUACAAGACGGCGAGGUGAUUGGCUGGGAUAUUCUUUGCCUGUUUUCGGCCCUUUCUACGUUCGCAGGCGGCAAUACAUUCGAUCUCUAUCGUCUACCCCGUAUUGUCCGCCUGGUUCGGCCCGCAUCAACCGACUACGCUGCGUCUGCUGUCAACCUGCUGCAAGUGCCUACACUCGAAAACUCAGCGUACACGUUGACGAAUGCUGGUUGUAUCCCACUACUCCUCUUCGCUGGCAUUCCCCAGGAGCCGGGGGACGUUAGACAGCAGUGGGUGAAACAUGGGGAUCUGGACGUUUUCGGCUUUCGAAAUACGAAUAUCCAACCUCUUCUCUCGAAAAUCACGACUUCCACUCUGAAAGAAGAGACGAUGAGCCUCCGAUCCCUGUUUACUCCUCCCCAUCGCCAUUCCAUCUCUUCUCAAGAUCUCAUCGAUGCAUCCCUCAUUCCUCCCUCCUUCUCUCCGCCAACCCAAUAUGUCACGUUGCAUCCAUCCAUCCAUGGCUACGUCGCCAUCGGGAUAGCCACAAGUGCAUGCAGGCUCAUCCGUCGCCAGCGCGCCGUCCGUUGGCGGUAUCGGGAGUUCAUUGCUAUCAAUGGGUGGUGGAUCAGAUGGACCCUGCGGUUCUAUUUAUUCGUCGCGCCUUUCUGCGCAGGGCGAACACCAGCCGCCCGUUUCCCGUAA
This is a messenger RNA of Cyclocybe aegerita, 1251 nucleotides long. Lineage: Eukaryota; Fungi; Basidiomycota; Agaricomycetes; Agaricales; Hemipholiotaceae. The record is from the annotation of a GenBank genome assembly.